GCCUGCUCCUCGAACAUUCUGCGAUGACCUUUCCAUUGCAGUAAAGAUCAUUGAAACAAAGGGUUAUCUUAGUGUCAUCACGCGACGGUAGAUACAUAUGCAUCCGAUCGAAUCGUAAGGCAAUAUUCAUAAUAGGCAGAUCAAAAACAAACUUCAGUUACAAACGGUUCAGAGACAUUAGUAAAGUUUGCUCGGCGCUGUGAGGAUGGCCAAGGCGAGAAUCUCUAUUUCAUUUUGUGCAGCGUUUUCCAUUGUCUUGGUGGUGAUGGUGGCCUGCCUUUUUGUUUUACUCAGGAGAGAUGAAACCAGCACAGAAACAGUCGCUGAAACAACAGAAAACUCUCAAGAACCGGAGGUCAAACCACAAGGCAACAACUCUUUCACAGUCAACUCUUCUUCAACAAUCGAGCCGCACUCAGCUCACAAACGCCAUCACCGUCAUCACAAGCAGUUUUGUCGCAAGUGCUGUCAUACGCCACCAUGCUGGUACAAUAACCACAAGGAAUGCAGCAAGUGUGUAAAAAAAGAACAAUUGAAACACUCUGUAGAAAGAAUUCUCAGACGAUCACACAAGAAAGCUACUCAUCACCACCGGACCCAGAAAAAUGCCUCGAAGAAGUGAAGAUGAGCCGCGCAAAACAGACAUACAGGAUACGAACACUAUUAAGAACUUUCGUCUCGUCAUUCACAACUCCUGGAAACUCACGACAAAUCUCAUUGGCUCGUGCAAAUCCGCCCUAGUCCCCACCUCUAGAGCGCGCCCAAGACUGAGCACACGCCGACUACAGAGGACGUUUUUCCACCAUCCAACACUUUCAGCACUGGCAACUGUUGAUUAACAGUUACUUUCUCAUGCAUGCGAAUAAACAACUAUAAAGAGCGAAAUCUCGUAUACUGUGAAAUACUACCGCUGGAAACGUAAGAAUACCACAAAGGGAGGAAAGUUUGUAUCUCGACACUAUUGGACAAAUUGAGUUUUAGCAUUGCCGCUGGUCUCCACAUGUACAGUUUGCAAUUACAGUUUAGGUCGCUUUUAUCCAUAACCUAUAUUGUGAAGUGCAAGAAAUACAGAAUUUCAAAUGUAGAUGUAACUAUAUAGAGUAUCGACUGUAAAUAGAAUUCAGUUCUUAAGGUUUUGUUUUCAUGCAAAUGUUUUAAUUGUAAACCCUACUGGGGUUUAAAAAAUUUAAAUAAUAAAGGAGAAAUGAAAUCAA
Messenger RNA from Orbicella faveolata, 1214 nucleotides. RefSeq lists its product as uncharacterized. Lineage: Eukaryota; Metazoa; Cnidaria; Anthozoa; Scleractinia; Merulinidae. The record is from RefSeq and is a predicted model, not a curated record.